This is a messenger RNA of Ectocarpus sp. CCAP 1310/34, 5794 nucleotides long. NCBI's taxonomy places the organism in Eukaryota, Phaeophyceae, Ectocarpales, Ectocarpaceae. The record is from the annotation of a GenBank genome assembly.
CGGCUGACCAAUGAAAAGCCGUUAGUCUCGGUGCGGUUGAAAACACGAAACACUUCAAAAUGCCAUGAAAGGGGACCCGUGCCCGUUAGGGGGUGUCAUGUACGUGUGCGUGUGUUUCUGCGUGCACGGCGAGCAGACGAGCGGCGGUGCUGGUGCCUCUGACGUUGAUGUCGCUGAUGUUGACGUUGCUUGUGAUGCAAUCGUCAUUGAGGUGUUCAAGUUGAGCGACCCUCAACCGUUAUUGACGGAACACGCGCUCAGUCAGGCUUAGGCCGAACACUUAAUGGUGGGCCCGUAAGGUUUCUUUGUGUUGUUAACGAUGAAGGUGUUCUUUAGCGGUGGAGACGCCGAUGGACUUGGAGGCAGGACGAACGACCUAUCCGAUGUGUGUGUGGGCUAGCGCGCGUCAACUGCUGCGCGGUUGAUUGCAGCAGGGAAGAGCACCGGGUUUCAUGUUUGUGUAGUGAGGAAGGAAUAUAUCUCUAGACUAUAUGUUGUGCCUUGUUGUUUGUUGCUGCCUUCUCUGUCGUCCGGCUCAUACUUCAAGGAUUUUUUUUUUUUUUUGUCGUGGUGGUCGUGGUCGUCUGGGUUGUUGGUGCUACAUACAACAGUUCAGAGCUCGCACGGUAGUUUUCUGUCAAUUUUCCACACCCUGGACAACUACAAUAGUUGGUAGUUGUUUGACAGACAACUCUCGGUUCAAAAUGUUGCGCAACUAGUUGUCUGUAAACAACUCUCGGGUGAAAAUGUUAGGCAACUAGUUGCCUGCAAACAACUCUCGGGUCAAAAUGUUGGGCAACUAGUUGCCUGCAAACAACUCUCGGGUCAAAAUGUUGGGCAACUAGUUGCCUGCAAACAACUCUCGGGUCAAAAUGUUGGGCAACUAGUUGCCUGCAAACAACUCUCGGGUCAAAAUGUUGGGCAACUAGUUGCCUGCAAACAACUCUCGGGUCAAAAUGUUGGGCAACUAGUUGCCUGCAAACAACUCUCGGGUCAAAAUGUUGGGCAACUAGUUGCCUGCAAACAACUCUCGGGUCAAAAUGUUGGGCAACUAGUUGCCUGCAAACAACUCUCGGGUCAAAAUGUUGGGCAACUAGUUGCCUGCAAACAACUCUCGGGUCAAAAUGUUGGGCAACUAGUUGCCUGCAAACAACUCUCGGGUCAAAAUGUUGGGCAACUAGUUGCCUGCAAACAACUCUCGGGUCAAAAUGUUGGGCAACUAGUUGCCUGCAAACAACUCUCGGGUCAAAAUGUUGGGCAACUAGUUGCCUGCAAACAACUCUCGGGUCAAAAUGUUGGGCAACUAGUUGCCUGCAAACAACUCUCGGGUCAAAAUGUUGGGCAACUAGUUGCCUGCAAACAACUCUCGGGUCAAAAUGUUGGGCAACUAGUUGCCUGCAAACAACUCUCGGGUCAAAAUGUUGGGCAACUAGUUGCCUGCAAACAACUCUCGGGUCAAAAUGUUGGGCAACUAGUUGCCUGCAAACAACUCUCGGGUCAAAAUGUUGGGCAACUAGUUGCCUGCAAACAACUCUCGGGUCAAAAUGUUGGGCAACUAGUUGCCUGCAAACAACUCUCGGUUCAAAAUGUUGGGCAACUAGUUGCCUGCAAACAACUCUCGGGUCAAAAUGUUGGGCAACUAGUUGCCUGCAAACAACUCUCGGGUCAAAAUGUUGGGCAACUAGUUGCCUGCAAACAACUCUCGGGUCAAAAUGUUGGGCAACUAGUUGCCUGCAAACAACUCUCGGGUCAAAAUGUUGGGCAACUAGUUGCCUGCAAACAACUCUCGGGUCAAAAUGUUGGGCAACUAGUUGCCUGCAAACAACUCUCGGGUCAAAAUGUUGGGCAACUAGUUGCCUGCAAACAACUCUCGGGUCAAAAUGUUGGGCAACUAGUUGCCUGCAAACAACUCUCGGGUCAAAAUGUUGGGCAACUAGUUGCCUGCAAACAACUCUCGGGUCAAAAUGUUGGGCAACUAGUUGCCUGCAAACAACUCUCGGGUCAAAAUGUUGGGCAACUAGUUGCCUGCAAACAACUCUCGGGUCAAAAUGUUGGGCAACUAGUUGCCUGCAAACAACUCUCGGGUCAAAAUGUUGGGCAACUAGUUGCCUGCAAACAACUCUCGGGUCAAAAUGUUGGGCAACUAGUUGCCUGCAAACAACUCUCGGGUCAAAAUGUUGGGCAACUAGUUGCCUGCAAACAACUCUCGGGUCAAAAUGUUGGGCAACUAGUUGCCUGCAAACAACUCUCGGGUCAAAAUGUUGGGCAACUAGUUGCCUGCAAACAACUCUCGGGUCAAAAUGUUGGGCAACUAGUUGCCUGCAAACAACUCUCGGGUCAAAAUGUUGGGCAACUAGUUGCCUGCAAACAACUCUCGGGUCAAAAUGUUGGGCAACUAGUUGCCUGCAAACAACUCUCGGGUCAAAAUGUUGGGCAACUAGUUGCCUGCAAACAACUCUCGGGUCAAAAUGUUGGGCAACUAGUUGCCUGCAAACAACUCUCGGGUCAAAAUGUUGGGCAACUAGUUGCCUGCAAACAACUCUCGGGUCAAAAUGUUGGGCAACUAGUUGCCUGCAAACAACUCUCGGGUCAAAAUGUUGGGCAACUAGUUGCCUGCAAACAACUCUCGGGUCAAAAUGUUGGGCAACUAGUUGCCUGCAAACAACUCUCGGGUCAAAAUGUUGGGCAACUAGUUGCCUGCAAACAACUCUCGGGUCAAAAUGUUGGGCAACUAGUUGCCUGCAAACAACUCUCGGGUCAAAAUGUUGGGCAACUAGUUGCCUGCAAACAACUCUCGGGUCAAAAUGUUGGGCAACUAGUUGCCUGCAAACAACUCUCGGGUCAAAAUGUUGGGCAACUAGUUGCCUGCAAACAACUCUCGGGUCAAAAUGUUGGGCAACUAGUUGCCUGCAAACAACUCUCGGGUCAAAAUGUUGGGCAACUAGUUGCCUGCAAACAACUCUCGGGUCAAAAUGUUGGGCAACUAGUUGCCUGCAAACAACUCUCGGGUCAAAAUGUUGGGCAACUAGUUGCCUGCAAACAACUCUCGGGUCAAAAUGUUGGGCAACUAGUUGCCUGCAAACAACUCUCGGGUCAAAAUGUUGGGCAACUAGUUGCCUGCAAACAACUCUCGGGUCAAAAUGUUGGGCAACUAGUUGCCUGCAAACAACUCUCGGGUCAAAAUGUUGGGCAACUAGUUGCCUGCAAACAACUCUCGGGUCAAAAUGUUGGGCAACUAGUUGCCUGCAAACAACUCUCGGGUCAAAAUGUUGGGCAACUAGUUGCCUGCAAACAACUCUCGGGUCAAAAUGUUGGGCAACUAGUUGCCUGCAAACAACUCUCGGGUCAAAAUGUUAGGCAACUAGUUGCCUGCAAACAACUCUCGGGUCAAAAUGUUGGGCAACUAGUUGCCUGCAAACAACUCUCGGGUCAAUAUGUUAGGCAACUAGUUGCCUGCAAACAACUCUCGGUUCAAAAUGUUGGGCAACUAGUUGUCUGUAAACAACUCUCGGGUCAAAAUGUUGGGCAACUAGUUGUCUGGAGGCAACUAGCAGUAGUUGCCGACCAAACCAACUAACUAGUUAGUUGAUAGUUGAUAGUUGUCCAGGGUGUGCAAUUUUCCCCUCUGUUGGAGUAAGUAUAAUAGUACAUUAUUAUCAGAAACACAAUGUACAAUAAUCACAUCUUAUCCUUGGAGGUCAUUGCCCAGGACAUGUGACCCGAAGGACAAGGAAGGGUGGUAUCUGUGAAUGCUGGGGCAUUCCGAAUGACGUCAUGUUUCGCCGACGUGCAAGGGAACGCAUCGCGAAAUAUCCAUGGCUCGCCCCGUCCUGCUCCUUCAACCAGGUGGUAUUUUUUUUUCUCGUGCAAAUACACAACGAAUUCAUCUCUUCCACAGAUGGACAGAUGGUGCAUGUAGAGUGGAUAGAUUAGUGGUGUUCUUGGUGCAGUUUCCGGUCAUCAUUAAUUUUCUGCUUCUUCCUGCUUUUACAUUCGCUUUUCGUUUAUCUGCGUGCGAUUCUCCCGUUGUCGACAUCAUUCAUUCCCGCUUGCAGCGGGGUAACAGACUAUCAAUCCGUCCGUGCCCUCACCAAUCCGUCCAUUCGGCGAGUGCAAGGUCUCUCGUCACUCUUUUCCUACAAUUUCGAACAAAGGCUGUUGCGACGCCUCCCCCGACUGCAAACACGCGGAUGUGUCUAUCAACCGCACCGCUGCUGCUGCUGCUCCUGUCCGUGGCGUGCGUGGUGACCUGGCGGUCUUCCUCAGUUUUCUCUUUUUUUCAGGCUCGUGCAUUUGUUUUUCUUUUUUUUUUCGUCUUCACUUCAAAUCAGCGCUCACGGCACUAACUAGUUAGUGCCGUAUACUCGAACCCAUGGUCACACAGAAGAGCCCCUCUCUACCCUCCCCUCCUGCGGUACUUUGCCUUCGAUUUUUAAUGCGAGAAGAGUUGUUCAGCACUCUCUUCCGUCUGUGUACACACGAACUAGUGCUAUCCACUAGGCCAGGAGCGGAAGCGAGAGAGAAACUCACUUUGCAAGAGAAGCUCGCUUACGCCGGGAGUCGAACCCCUGACCUGACCUCUAGAAGGUUUCGAGGAUACCAAGUAGACCACCGGGGCGACCGGCAGCAUACCAUCAAUGAUAAGUUGUUUGUUUGUUGUUUGUCUUCACAUUUAACCGUAUGUCAGUUGCUAAAUGCCAAAAUCUAGCAAAAGACUCUCAGCCCGUGGUCACGAAAGUGCUAGAGCCAUCUGAGGAUCUAAAGAACACGCAUACAUCUGACGAGAAAUAGGUAUGCAAGAGCCCGAAGAGGUACACCUAAAAAUCCCUGCAGCACCGUAUGCGUGCCCAAAAACUGAACUGCACGUCCGUCCCACCGUUCGACUACAGUAGCAUCACCCCCUCCCUGUCCCACUCUAUACCAAAACGGAAGAUUGCCGACUACAGCAUAAUGCUGUCUGAAGUGCUGUCUGUACAAAAACACCAUGGUAGGCAUGGAACAAGCAGCUGGCGGGGCACAAAGCUGCUGUCUGAAGUGCUGUCAGAAUGUGUCUGCGGCCGUACAGUGAAAAAGAACAACCAACCAAAGCCAUCAUAGCAGCAAUUGACAAUCACCCGAAUCUCUCCCGAUCGUCUGUGUUAGGCACUGCAGUGAAAAAUAUCGACACUAGCUAAGAAUCGUUCCACAUUGAAGGGGUCUUCCACGAUCAGGCACAUAACCAAUGCACCCGGGUUAGCCACGCCAUCUCUGACGGGUCUCUCUACAAAACCAGUGACGACGUCAUCACAUAGAACCAACACCGAAAAUCAGGAAAAAAACGAGAAAAAUUGACAACACAGAUCAGAUAUAAAUGUUUGUCCGUGCGCCACGGGUCGAUGUCGCCCGCAUGCUCCGGUGCCGCUGCUCCGUCCGGCGCCGCUGUAGUCAGCCCGAGCAUAACGCCACUCGACCUGCUCCGUCCGUACACGCUCUCGUUGCUGUCCUUCCCAGUCCGUUCCUCGCGUUCUCCCUCCUUGCACUCAAGGUUCUUGGUCUGAAAAAUAAAAAUUCUCGCGCCGAAGGGGUCAACCAGCCCAGUUCAGCUCGUCGCCACCUGCUCCCUCCUCCUUUGAUGGCGAAGCCAGGUUACUGAGGCAAUACAGCUCCCUCUAGCAAACCUAGGGCCGUGUAGUGCCCGUCCACCUUUCUGAUGAUGUCUGCCUCCGCGCACAAAAAUGAGAUGGGCAUCACUGCCAACGCCGACGGCCAGAAAGGCCCGCGCAUCUACAUUUUCCCGCCUGACCCCAUCAGUGCC